Messenger RNA from Rotaria sp. Silwood2, 906 nucleotides. Lineage: Eukaryota; Metazoa; Rotifera; Eurotatoria; Philodinida; Philodinidae. The record is from the annotation of a GenBank genome assembly.
AUGACUUGGUUAAAUGAUUGGCUAAAAGAACAAAUUCCUUCUUAUAAAUAUGCUUUAAAACAUGCUGAUCCAAGAACAAAAGAAUGGUUUUUAUUAUGGUCAGAUCCAAUUCCAGCAUUGACAUUGGCAUUUAUCUAUUUGAUAAUUGUUACAUUAGGUCCACGUUAUAUGCGACAUCGAGAAGCAUUCCAUAUACCAUCAUGGAUACUUUUUACUUAUAAUAUGUCACUUGUCGCUUUAUCAAUUUAUAUGGUUGAAGAAAUUAUUGUUGGGAUUUAUCGUAGUAACUAUAAUAUCCUUUGUCAACCAUUAAUUGUAUCGAAGGACAAAAAUGAAAUGAAAGUAACCAAUGUAUUAUGGUUUUAUUUUUUUUCAAAAGCAAUUGAAUUUAUGGAUACAGUAUUUAUGGUUGUUCGAAAACGUUCUACACAAAUAACAUUUCUUCAUGUAUUUCAUCAUUCAACAAUGCUUAUUAUUUGGUGGAUUGUUAUGACAUGGAUACCUGGUGGUCAAGCAUGGUUUGGUCCAGUUUUAAAUUCAGCAGUACAUGUUUUUAUGUAUGCAUAUUAUGGAUUAUCGGUUAUUCCAUCAUUACGUAAUAAACUUUGGUGGAAACGAUAUAUCACACUGUUCCAACUUAUUCAAUUUGUUCUUAUUUUCAUUCAUACAUUUCAUGCAAUUUUAACUGGUUGUAAUUAUCCACUUUGGGGACUAUGGAUGUUAGGUGGUUAUAUGGUAAUUAUGUUGAUACUUUUCACAAAUUUUUAUGUUCAUGAAUACAUAACUCGAAGUAAUGAUACUAAACGCCGUAAACAACAAGUAGAAAACAAACAUAAAGAAUCGAAUGAUGAAUUAUCAACAACCAAACGAUCUCGACAAAAUGGCAUAGCUAAAAAGCAUGACUAA